This is a messenger RNA of Vespa crabro (European hornet), 3282 nucleotides long. RefSeq names its product fibroblast growth factor receptor substrate 3. Gene Ontology annotation, biological process: cell surface receptor protein tyrosine kinase signaling pathway. The transcript is spliced from 4 exons. Bases 153 to 1577 code for a protein of 474 amino acids. The record is from RefSeq and is a predicted model, not a curated record. NCBI's taxonomy places the organism in Eukaryota, Metazoa, Arthropoda, Insecta, Hymenoptera, Vespidae. Gene Ontology annotation, cellular component: cytoplasm.
AUUUUUUGAAGGAACAGCAACUUCAAGCCAAUAAAAAUGGUAUACAGUGAUGUUUAUAGUUGUUAUACAAGGAUGUGUUGUUUGUGUUAGAGUGUACUGUCUUGAUCGUGGAAAAUUUAAUAUUUGGAUAUGUUGUAUUCGGAUAAAGAAGGAUGGGGUGUAUCAAUAGUCGUGCAGAUAUCAAUGAUCUACAUCCAAAUAUUUUUCAAGUGAUAAAUGUUGAUGAUUCAGGUAAUUUAGUUACUCCAGGACGUUUAGAAAUUACAGAUACAGAUAUAAUUUUAUAUCAACGUGGCAAACAGCCUAUAAAAUGGCCAUUACGAUGUUUAAGACGAUACGGUCAUGAUGCAGAAAUCUUUAGCUUUGAGUCUGGUAGAAGAUGUUCUACCGGGCCUGGUAUUUAUGCCUUUAAAUGCCAUCGAGCAGCGUAUUUAUUUAAUCUUGUUCAAACAAAUAUCCAAGUAUGUAAUAAUAGUAUAGACGACACAAUAUCAAGAGAGCUUCCAGUCGCUGCUCAAACAGUUCCAUCUGUAACAAGAGUGACAAUACCAUUUGAACCUAAUUAUUUAGAUCCAAUGCCUACUAGAUUUAACAACCGCAUGGGUACUAGAUUUGUUCAUAAUGAACAAAAUGGAAUAGGAAGACUAAGUAGCGUUGGAAGUAGUAAUGGUCCUAUGUCACCUCAAGGAACUAUAAGCACUCCAUCCCCUCCUCCUAUUUUACCACCUCCACAACCACCACCACCACCACCACCAUCUACAAUUUCUCACUCACAUUCAUCCUCACUUUAUAUCAACGAAGAAAUAUUAUUAUCUAUUCCAUUGGAAAUGGAACACAAUAAUAAUAAAAGUCUUAGGAGAAUGGCACAAAGCAGUGGUACAAGUGGAUGGGAAAUGACAUCCAUAACUAAAAAUCAAGAAAUGUCAUGUAACAAUAGGCCAUUAUUAUCUUCAACAGUAUCCUACAUGAAUGUGGGUAUUAAUAAUGAAGUUAGUCCACUUUCACCAAAUCAUAAUAUUUUGGAUGCAACUACAUGUAUAGAAGAAAUUAAUGAAACAAAUGUUUCUGAACAUGCAUACAUGAAUAUAAGUCCUGGUAAUGAUCAAGCUGAUUCCGUUGCUGUUAGGGUACAUCCACUACCAUUGCCAGUUUUACAAUCUAAUUCAGAAGAUGGAUCAAGGCACUGUUAUGCUAAUUUAGAAUCAGCUGAAAUUGAAAGUUUAAAAAAAAGAUUUUCAGGAAUUUCUAUAUCUGAUAAAUCACCUUUACCUCCGUCGACACCUACAGGUAUUGCAAUUAGGGAAGUUAAUUAUGCUGUUUUGGAUUUGGAUAAGAAAGAUGAAUCAAUGAAUCCAUCAUUGGAUGGUGCAGUACAUUUGACACCAUCUCCCCCAGAGUCACCCAAUAAGAUACAGAAAGGAUAUGCUACAAUAGAUUUUAAUAAAACAGCUGCUCUCUGUCAUUCUGUUAAUCCUAAUCUUGUAAAUGAUAAUGAAGGUUCGCGAAAGACACGUCAUAAUUCCACAAUAAAUGACUUGUCUGCUUCUUGCAGACUUAGUUCAUCCAUUAGUGAGUAAUACAUUUAUUAUUUUAUUAUACUCACAUCAGAUUAUUCAUACACUUAUAUUGUUAUUAUGCAUAUGUAUAAAAUUUUUAAUCUUUCAUAAAAUAAUAAUUUGUUAGUUUUUUUCUUACUUUUUACAAUGUUUUAAAAUAUUGAUUAAGAGGCACUUUUAUAUAUAUUAUUUAGUAAAAUUUUUCUAAAUUCAGGCUUUUUAUAAUAUAAUAUUAUUUCAUUCAUAUUUUUUUUAUAUAUAAAUAUACAAGUUAUUUGGAUAGUUUCGAAUGUGGACAUGUGCAGCAUACAUGUAUCAGUUUAGUUUCCAAUAUCUGAUUCAUAAAUAUACAAUAAUUCAUUUUAUUAAUUACAGCAUUUAAAAGAUGUAGUUUUCUCUCUAAUGUAUUUUUAGAGAAAGGAAAUCUCCAGGAAAGAAUUUUAUACAAUAAUUAAAUAAGUUUAUAGAAUAUUACACAUAAAACGAUUUUUUACAUUAGAUAUUUUAAUAUGAUUAAUGUAGAGCUAUUGGAAGAUAAAGCAUCUUGAUUUUUUGUAUAUAUUUCCAAAAAUAAUGAGGCUGAUAUUAAAGUAUGAACUAAAUGAUAAUAUAGAACUAAUUCAGUGAUUAUUUAACAAACUUAUUGAUUUAGAUCAAGUUCGUACAUUGUUAACUCUGAAUUUUUUGUAAUUUGGUACACACUAGCAGAAUUCUUGUUAAUGUUACUUUUUUAAUAUUUGAAACUUAAUUAAUAUAUAACUGCUAGUCUUUCUUUAUAACAUUCUUUAUAACAUUUUUAUCAUAAAUUUAAUAAAUUAUCAUAAAUUCUUAUCAUAUUUAUAACAUUCUUAUCAUAAAAGAUAAUCUUUGCUUCCUCUAAAUUUAUCUUUAUUUCAAAAAUCUAUAAAAAAUCAGAAAGGAAUAUAAUAAUGUUACUUUUACUAAGACAGUCAUUUGACAUUUAAAACUAUAUGUAUACAAGUAUAUUUCAGUAGAAAAUGAUUAUAAUUCAUGCAAUAUUUAAAGUUCAUUUUAACAUUUAUCAGAAAUUAUUUAUAAAAGUGAUAUUCAAAUGUGAUAAAAGUAUAUAGAAUAUAAACUAUAUAGCACAUGUAUGUGUGAGUGUGAUAAAUUUUGAGGCAGUUAAGAUAGCAAUGUAAGUGAGGAUUUUACAUAAUUUAUAUCCAAAUAAGAUUUGUUGUGGCACAAAAUAAUAAUGACUAUUUUAUAACACUAUUAUAUAUACAUAUAUGUUGUAGAUAGAGUACAGCAAAACAUUUCUAGCUUAUCAAGACAGGCUUCUCUUUUCUUGAUUUUUUAAAUAUUUAUAUAUGUAUGCUAAAAUAGUAUGCCAUUGCAAAGAAAUAUUUAUUUAUAUAUGAUAUUGUUAAUUAAUAUUUAUGUUAUAAUUUUUAGUUAUUUUAUAUGUACUUUUUCCAGAAUAUAUUCUUAAUCUUCAUCUAAAUAUCAUGCAUAUGUAAAAAAAUAUAAGAAUAAGAUGCAAUUUAAGUGACUUUUUCUUCCAAUAGCUCCAAAUGUGUAGUAACAAAAAGUCAAUAUGUUUAAAAUAACAGAAGUUGAAUAUUUUUAAAAUUAAUUAUAUUACUAUGAGAGAGCACUACUUUCUGCGCUAUAGGUUCCCUGCGCAGCAGUCGAUCACUAGCUUCGACUUAUUUUUAUGUAACUAGAUCUUUUACAACGAGAUAAAUAUAUUGAAAAAGCUAUA